UGAUGUGGUGAGCAACUAAACGAAGAUGGACAUUAGGGAGGUAGCUGCUCCACUCAGUCAGAAACGUAUAUUAUUAAUUCUUAUUCCCAAGUAAGCAUACAAAAUUUAAAUUUUAUUAUAAAUGUUGUUAUUUAUUUUUUAUUAUUGUGAAAAAUGUUUGGUUGGCAAAGUAAACCAUAAUUUGUAAAUAAUAAAUAACAAUAUAUCGUCACCGAAACUAUAGAGUAAUAUAAAUUAAAAAUUGUGUUUCUAGUUCAAUUCUCAAUAUGCCCACCGGAAUAGGAACACUGUAACAAAUAAAUGGUCUGCGACUGUGAAUAACGUGCACACCACAAUUUCCAAAUACCAAUUUUGGCAUUCUUCUUUAAAAAAAAUUGAAGGAAAACAUGGGACUGCUAUUGUAGCAUACUUUUUAUUGUUAAAGUGGAUGUUUUUCCUUAAUUUAAUUACAUUUGUAACCAUAUUUUUUAUGAUAACCGUUCCCACAGUGGUUUUGAAGGACACUGGGGAUUGUGGGGAAAAUGAGACAAUUGUCGACAAUGAAUCGGUAACCAAUAAUUUUCAUUUCGCCGAUUUGUUUCAAGGCACUGGCAUAAUGGAAGACACCGCACUGUUUUAUGGUUUUUAUCCAAAUAGAAUUUUCUGUUUCUGGUCAGGCUCGAACAAAAUGUAUUAUAAUUUGCCCAUGGUUUACUUAAGUAUAAUGAUAUUAUACUUUUUGCUCUCAUGGGUCAGCAUAGUCCGGUCAGCUGUAAAAGGAUAUCAAGAGGGAUUGGCGUAUAAAGAAGAUUUAUUCUAUCAACUUGGCAGUCUGAUAUUUGCUGGAUGGGAAUUUUCAAUUCAAAAAGAAAACUCGGCGAAAAUUAAACAUCGAACAUUGUUAAAUGAAAUCAAGGCAACUCUCAAAUCCGCCGAUGAGAUACAUGAAAAUAAAAAAAUGUCUAGAAUAUACAUUAUUAGAACGUGUUCAACGAUAAUUACAAUUAUAAUAUUAGGCUUAAGUGGAGCUGCAAUCUAUUACACUUUUGAUUAUUCAACACGAGAACUUAAAUCAAAUUCAGAAGGUUUUUUAAGUUUCAUUUUUCAAUUUCUACCAUCGCUUUGUAUAGUAUGUUUAAAUAUGAUUGUGCCGUUAAUUUUUAAGAAAAUCGUUCAAUUUGAAGGGUAUAAAUCACAAAACGAAUUAAAUAUUACUUUGUACCGCACAAUAGGUUUACGUUUGGCCUCCCUUGUUGUCUUAUAUUACUCUAUGUAUGACCAAAUACAAAAUAAUCAGAAUAUAGAUUGUUGGGAAACUUUCGUGGGCCAACAAAUUUAUAAAUUACUUCUUACAGACUUCCUUACACAUUUGUUUUUAACUUUUUUUGUAAACUUCCCACGAUCUUUGUUGGGUCAACAUUGUAAUAGUAACAAUAAAAUUGUAACCAUUUUAACUCAACAAAAUUUUGAACUUAACAAACAUGUACUUGAUGUUGUUUAUUCACAAACGCUUUGUUGGUUUGGUUUCUUUUAUGCACCCCUUCUAUCCGCAAUGGCAUCUAUAGUUUUCUUUUUACUUUUUUACAUUAAAAAGUUCAAUUGUUUAGUGAACACCAUUCCCAAUGCCGUUUUGUAUCGGGCAUCUAGAUCAAACUCAAUCUUCAUGUUUGUACUGUUAAUAUCAUUUUUGUUUGCCUUUCUGCCCUUCACAUUGUCAAUUGCAGAUAUAACACCAUCAACAACUUGCGGUCCAUUCCGAGGCCAAAAUAAAAUUUGGGAUUUAGUAACAGACUUAAUAAGUACAAGCCCAAAUUGGUUUCAGGAUAUCAGUUACUUUGUGACAACUGCGGCAUUUGCAAUUCCCGUGUUCUUAAUAUUAUGUUUGGCUUUAUACUAUUAUACUGCAGUGAACGCCGCCAAUAAGCACAUGGUUAGUUAUCUGAAACAUCAGUUGCUUCGUGAGAGUCGUCUCAGACAAAGAAAAGACAAAAGAAAUUAUUGAAUCUAUAUGUAACUUUUGUUCACUGAUAUGAUUAUUUUUAUGAAGUGAAUUUAUUUAAUCUAGUGUAUAGUUGGUAAACAUUUGUGAUGAUUUUGAUGAAAAUUUUAA
Aethina tumida (small hive beetle) is the source of this 2089-nucleotide messenger RNA. Its product is annotated as transmembrane channel-like protein 7. The record is from RefSeq and is a predicted model, not a curated record. Bases 428 to 1981 code for a protein of 517 amino acids. NCBI's taxonomy places the organism in Eukaryota, Metazoa, Arthropoda, Insecta, Coleoptera, Nitidulidae. The transcript is spliced from 2 exons. Gene Ontology annotation, molecular function: mechanosensitive monoatomic ion channel activity. Gene Ontology annotation, cellular component: plasma membrane.